This is a messenger RNA of Oncorhynchus gorbuscha (pink salmon), 1617 nucleotides long. RefSeq names its product transient receptor potential cation channel subfamily M member 5-like. The coding region runs from base 55 to 1617 and encodes 520 amino acids. The record is from RefSeq and is a predicted model, not a curated record. The transcript has 11 exons. Lineage: Eukaryota; Metazoa; Chordata; Actinopteri; Salmoniformes; Salmonidae. Gene Ontology annotation, biological process: calcium ion transmembrane transport. Gene Ontology annotation, molecular function: ligand-gated calcium channel activity; calcium-activated cation channel activity.
CCAGGACAGAGAUCGCUGACUGGAGUGAAGCUGACUGCACAUUAGACCACAGCGAUGCCAGAGAGACAAGACACGCCUCUGGGGGCGCUACCGCUGCAGAGACGAUGCCCACGAUGCGGGGAUGUACUGGAGUGGUCACGGGAGCAAAGUGCUCUGUUGGCCUGCCGUUGCUACUCUCAGCUGGACGAGGCUGUGGAGAGUGUGGCUGAAGGCCGAGGCCGGGGUGCUACCAGAGGGGACAAGGAGAGGGGUCACUGGGCUGAAGGACGAGUGGGGGACAUUGACUUCACUGGCACCAGUAGGACAAGGGGAAAGUUUGUGAGGGUUCACAGCUCCACAGAUCCAGUGUUAAUCUACCAGAUGCUGACAGAGCAGUGGGGACUAGCCCCUCCACACCUGGUGGUGGCUCUGGUGGGGGGAGACGAGCUGGCUCAGAUGAAACCCUGGCUCAGGGACACCGUGAGGAAAGGACUGGUCAAGGCUGCUCAGAGCACAGGUGCCUGGAUCCUGACCAACGGGCUUCGCUUCGGCAUCACCAAGCACCUGGGCCAGGCUGUCCGUGACCACUCUCUGGCCAGCACCUCCUCUAAGGUCAAGGUGGUGGCCAUCGGCAUCGCUCCCUGGAACAUGAUCCACAACAGAGACGCUCUGCUUGCUGCUAAGCCAGACCAGCCUGCCGUGGUGGAGCCCCAGGACCUGUCCCAUGGGGCGGUGUACUCCCUGGACUGCAACCACUCCCACUUUGUCCUGGUUGAGGAGGACCCUCAGCGCCCCGGGGCCACCAGCGAAAUGAGGGUCAAGCUGCUCAAGCAUAUCUCCCUGCAGCGCACCGGUUAUGGAGGUGCAGGCAGCUUUGAGAUCCCAGUGCUGUGUCUCCUGGUGCAUGGAGAACCUCGGAUCCUACAGAGGAUGUAUAAGGGCAUAGGGAACGCCAUGCCCUGGCUGAUACUGGCGGGGUCGGGGGGCGUGGCCCACAUCCUGGUCACGCUGAUGAACCGGGGCUGCUGGGACAUGGACAGCGUGCAGGAGCUCCUGCUAGACACCUUUCCCAGCGUGCACCACAGCACUGACAUCACUAACUGGACCAAGCUGAUCCAGAAGAUACUGGACAACGGCCACCUCCUGACAGUUCAUGACCCCGAGCAGGAGAGCUCUGAGCUGGACACAGUCAUCCUCAAAGCUUUGGUCAAAGCCUGUAAGAGCCAGAGUCAGGAAGCUCAGGACUUCCUGGAUGAGCUGAAGUUGGCGGUGGCCUGGAACCGGGUGGACAUCGCUAAGAGCCACAUCUUCAAUGGGGAUGUGGAGUGGACGGCAGGUGACCUGGAGGAGGUGAUGAUGGACGCACUGGUCAAUGACAAGCCCGACUUUGUGCGUCUAUUUGUGGACAACGGCGUGUGUCUGGGCGAGUUCCUGACCUACGGCCGCCUGCAGGAGCUCUACUGCUCCGUGUCAGAGAAGAGCCUCCUUCAUCUCCUCCUCCUGAAGAAGCACCAGGAGAAACAGCUCCUACUGAAGGCUACACGGACCCCUGGACCCCCUCACGACCACCACAAGGCCGAGUCCGGGGACCGGAAGGCCCGAAAGACUUCACCCUGCAUGAGGUGUCCAAAGUGCUGA